Porites evermanni is the source of this 8662-nucleotide messenger RNA. The record is from the annotation of a GenBank genome assembly. NCBI's taxonomy places the organism in Eukaryota, Metazoa, Cnidaria, Anthozoa, Scleractinia, Poritidae.
AUGGCUUCAAGAUGCAUUAGUACUUUAAACGAUCUGGAUAAGAUUUCCAAGAGGAUCUACCACAAGCAUUCAAAGGUAAGCGAUGAAAGUUGGAAAUUGACUCUCUCGUCCAGAAACGUGGAAAAGUAAAACAAUUCAUUGACAUUCAUUGAAUGAUCCCCUAACCAUAAUUGCGUUAAUCGCCGCUUACAGUUGUCUUCUCACACAUUUUGUUUGCCACAUUUACUAUUUGCAGGAGCGCUUUCGCGCCGGUAUCGAAGCUAAACUCAAAGCUUCCAGAGACAAAGCUGAUCGAUCUUUGCGAGAAAUAAACGAGGGAUCGUCUUACAGGUCUUGCAAAACGUCAGCGACCCAUCGUUCCUCAGUAGAGUAAGAUUCCUUGAAAUGUUUCUAACUUAGAAGAUGUUUGUGAGCUUAAUUGUAAUAAUAUUUUUCAAAUACUUUCUACUGUCAGAGACAUAUUCUUGGUGCUUUAGCUGCAAUUACCAGCAAUAAGAGAAAAUACCAUGUCAGCGUGGGGAGGGGAAGUCAUAUUAAACUUUGGUUAAGAGUGAGAUUUCAUUAGAGCUUAAGACAUUUCUUAUGCAUGCUCCUACUUUCGUUUAACCAUUAAUUUUACUUGUUUGAGUUGGAGAAUGUGUGUGUAACAUUUUUAGUUGUGAAUUUUGCCUAAAAGAACUGAACUUUUUAAGAACAACCUGACCUGAUCAAAUCAACAUGAAUUCAUUGUUUUUGUCUCCUAGCACAUCUAGUGUGACUUUGUCAUCAAGACUUUUUUCUGCCUCUGCUUCAACAAGAUCAACAACCUCAGAACACUAUAACAAAGUAGUGAAGGAGAAAACGAAGUGCAAGCAGUCUACUUCCAAAUCCACUGACACUGGGAAAAAGGAGAGAAUACAAAGACGAGAAACAAAGUCUUGUCCAAGCCGUUCAGUAGAUGCAAAGGUUGACAAAAAGAAAGACAAGAAAAUCGAUGUAGAAGAGGUUCCACGGGCCAUGUCUGUUUUUGGCAAAUACAAUGGGAAAGGCUCGGAAUAUAAGCCCACAGCUUGGUUUAACUUUCCCCAGGAAACAAGUGUUGGUGUUAUUGAUUCUUUUGUAUGUGAUGCAAUGAAUGAAAAGCCAAUGUGCUAUUCGAUAAAUGUCAAGAAAGGAGAAACUGUACCAAAUCUAUUACAGCAUAACUUGGAAGUCAGGGUAGGGCAAAAUGGUGUUAUCAGGACACAGAGAAAGAAAGAUACAGUGAUGUCUGAGGUUUGUCAAGGAGAUGCUAGACAAGGAAAGAAACGGACUGCUCCUUUAUCCUGGGAAGAACAGCUUCAAUGGCAUGAUGUAAGUAUUGCUGGGUAGCAGGGCUAAAAAAAACUUGAAUUACAGCUUGCAGCUCUCAUAUUUUGCUUGGACAGGGCCUUAGUUAAUGAUUUUGUUAUAGGAGGACUUCCCUGCCCAGCAAGAAAAUCUACUUGUCCCAAGACUAAAAAAAGGAUGGGACUUUUUUCUAGCCUUGGGUAGCCUGCAAAUGAUAAGUAACAGUAAUUCUGGCUGCUGCUUCGCCCUUGCUACUUUUGAGGGGCAGAGAAGGGAUAGGCAGAAAUAAAUUAUGUUUGCAUUUUAGGGCUCUCAGUCAUCCAGGGGAAGUAAAUUUUCUUGCUGGGCAAGGAUUGAACAUUUUCUCUUUGGUGAUCAUUUUAUUUGUAACGUCCACUCAUAACAGUUACUUUAAAAGCACAAAACUCAUAUCCAUUCUGGACUCGGACGUUAAUCGACGCUGCUUACACAUCACACAGAAAAACGGUAAGAAGGUCAUCACAGAAUGAUUCGCUGAAACAGAAAUGAUGUUACUAUUACAAAGGUGAUAUGACUGAACUAUGACCAGCAAAAGAUGCAUACAUACAAGUUGUUGUGCAUCUGAAAGCGAACAAAACCUGAUCUCAUAACAAAACGAUAACAAACAUGAGCUCUGUGGGAAAGUGUGCCCUUGAUCUUUAGGUACGUGGCCACCACUUCAUGUAAUGUGCUCAUUGUCUCUAACAUAUUGAUGCCCAUAACCUUUCUCUUGAUGAUGUAUUGCAAAUUAAUGUUGUUGAGAGAAAAUUGAUGUUGAUCACUCUUGAGGCUUGAAGGUUGAGCUAACUGUUGUUUUACUGACCUUAUACUACUACAUGAGAAAUUUCUGUAAUUUGAUUGGCUGAGAGCAGUGGUAUUUCAGCUUAAUUUGAAAUACCUACAUGUGACAAUUACAAAACCUUUGCGGGUAGCAGUAUAAACAAAUAAUAGCAUGAUUUGUACGUGUUAUUUGGCAUAAAUACCACUCGUGAUAUUUUAAAAUUGUCUCAAAUUUCACUCGCCUAACGGCUCGUGAAAUUACGUAUAACAAUUUUGAAAUAUCACUCGUGGUAUUUAUACCAAAUAUCACUACAAAUCAUGCUAUUACCUAUACUAAGACCAGUAGGUGACCAUGUCAUUCUUAAUUUUCCAUAAUUUCAACUAUGUACAAUAAUUUAUCUACAAAUAUAUGAGAUGCAAAAUUGACAGUAGCAAAAGUUUUUUAUGCAAAAAGAGAAAAUAGAUGAGGUUUGAAUUAACUUAAGUCAUAUUUUACACCUCCUUGAGAAAAGAAUCAUUUUUUAGAUUGUUAAUUUAGAAUAAGAGGUUCAAUUCAUUAAUUCCUACUUUAUUUUACAGGCAUGUGUUAUUUCAGCAGAAGCACGUAGAGAUAAAAGUGCAUCUUCUGAGGUAAAAUAAACUUUUAAAAGAUAUUAAAAAAUGUUUAAAGUUUCACAUUUUCACGUGGGUCUAUGAGUGUUAAUUUGUUUGUGUGCUGGCUUUAAAAACCAGUUUUUCCUAUGACGCUCACUCAAGAAAUUGUUUUUGUGGAUUAACUGCUCUGUUUUUGGCAUACAUAUUUCUUUUUCAUGAUUUUAAACCUGCAGCUAUUUUUGAAAGUUAAAGAUUAGUUUUUUUUUUUUGUAAAUUUUCUAGGUGAGGCUAACUCAGGGAUUAAUGCUUAACAAAUCUGCAUUCUUUAAUUUUUAAAAUACAGGCAUUAAUAAAUUUUACCUAAACUUGUUUUCAGCUUUAGAUUCAAGCUUGGUUUUCACUAUUGCCUUAAAAAUGCACAAGUGAAAGAAUAAGAGUCCUUGUUAUAUUCCUAAACUUUCACUCAAUUAAAUAGGGACUGCCAUUGGUUGAUUAUUGGUGAUGUUCCCGUGGAUAAGUUCAAAUCAGGGGCGGUUCCAGGAUUUUUUUUAGGAGGGGGUGCACUCGUCUCUUGCUCUACUUCAACACCAAUAAACCACAUAGUUUUUUUUUUGCAUUAGAAAACCGCAGGUCAUCUCAGGAGGGGGAGGGGGGGUGCGCACCCCCUGCUGAGGUUCCACGGGCCAUGUCUGUUUUUGGCAAAUACAAUGGGAAAGGCUCGGAAUAUAAGCCCACAGCUUGGUUUAACUUUCCCCAGGAAACAAGUGUUGGUGUUAUUGAUUCUUUUGUAUGUGAUGCAAUAAAUGAAAAGCCAAUGUGCUAUUCGAUAAAUGUCAAGAAAGGAGAAACUGUACCAAAUCUAUUACAGCAUAACUUGGAAGUCAGGGUAGGACAAAAUGGUGUUAUCAGGACACAGAGAAAGAAAGAUACAGUGAUGUCUGAGGUUCGUCAAGGAGAUGCUAGGCAAGGAAAGAAAAGGACUGCCCCUUUAUCAUGGGAAGAACAGCUUCAAUGGCAUGAUGUGAGUAUUGCUGGGUAGCAGGGCUCAAAAAAACUUGAAUUACAGCUUGCAGCUCUCAUAUUUUGCUUGCACAGGGCCACCUCUUGCUCGUCUAAGUUAAUGAUUUUGUUAGAGGAUUACUUCCUUGCCCAGCAAGAAAAUCGUACUUGUCGUAGGACUAAAAAAUGGAUGGGACUUUUUUCUGGCUGCUGCUUCUCCCUUGCUACUUUUGAGGGGGAGAGAAGGGAUAGGCGUAAAUAUGUUUGCAUUUUAGGGCCCUUACAAAGCCUCAGUCAGUCAUCCAGGGGAAGAAGAUUUUCUUGCUGGGCAAGAAUUGAACAUUUUCUCUUUGGUGAUCAUUUUAUUUGUAACGUCCACUCAUAAUUGCUACUUUAAAAGCACAAAACUCAUAUCCAUUCUGGGCUCUGACUUUAAUCGAAGCUGCUUACACGCCACACAGAAAAACGGUAAGAAAGUCAUCACAGAAUGAUUCGCUGAAACAGAAAUGAUGUUACUAUUACAAAGGUGAUAUGACUGAACUAUGACCAACAAAAGAUGCGUACAUACAAGUUGUUGUGCCUCUGAAAGUGAACAAAACCUGAUCUCAUAACAAAACGAUAACAAACAUGAGCUCUGUAGGAAAGUGCACCCUCGAUCUUGAGGUAUGCAGUCACCACUUCAUGUAAUGUGCUCAUUGUCUCUGAGAACAUUAUUGAUUCCCAUAACCUUUCUCUUGAUGAUGUAUUGCAAACGUUGUUAAGAGAAAAUUGAUGUUGAUCACUCUUGAGGCUUCAAGGUUGAGCUAACUGUUGUUUUACUGACCUAAGACCAGUAGGUGACCAUGUCGUGCAGAAUUUCCCAUAAUUUCAACUAUGUACAAUAAUUUAUGCACAAAUAAAUGAGAUGCAAAAUUGACCGUAGCUGAAGAUUUUGGUGCAAAAAGAAUGAAAAAGAGAAUUAACUCAAGUCAUAUUUUACACCUCCUUGAGAAAAGAAUCAUUUUUUAGAGUGUUAAUUUACAAUAAGAGAUUCAACUCAUUAAUUCCUACUUUAUUUUACAGGCAUGUGUUAUUUCAGCAGAAGCACAUACAGAUAAAAGUGCAUCUUCUGAGGUAAAAUAAACUUUUAAAAGAUAUUUAAAAUGUUGAAAGUUUCACAUUUUUUUUUUCUAGAAUAAUGACCAUUUUUUUCUAUUUAAGGGCCUGAGAAAACAGCCAACAUUUUGUAACACCCCAGCUGGUUUUCUGUGCAAAAUGACAUCGGAGGAAUGGCUACAACUACACAGGUCUGGCUAGUGCUUUAGAUUGGUUGUGACAUUGAUAAGGAGAAUUUUCUUCAACCAAUCUAAGCUGUUCCAGGCUCCAAGGUAGUUGGGUCUGCGGGGAUUGAGAAAGCUCAACAUGAAAGUAAAACAGGAGGAAACGUUCUCUUUCGCUUCUUCUCCACUAUCUCAUUCUGACAGCCUGGAACAGGCUGCAAUCAAUCAGAGGCACUAUCCAGAUUUAAGUGGUGACAUGUCAUUAGUAUGGAAUUUCUGGGCUUGUUCCAGACAGAUGUCUUUUUACAGGGAAAAUUCCGAAAUGUCAGGUGUGGUCCAGUUGUGGAUCUGUUAUUGGUCUAUAAGUGUUAAUUUGUUUGUGUGCUGGCUUUAAAAACCACUUUUUCCCAUGAUGCUCAUACAAGAAAUGAUUUUUGCAGAUAAACUGCUCUGUUUUUGACAUACAUUUUUCUUUUUCAUUAUUUUAAACCUGCAGCUAUUUUUAAAAGUGAAAAAUUAUUUUUAGGUGAGGCUAACUCAGGGAUUAAUGCUUAACAAAUCUGGGUUCUUUAAUUUUUAAUAAAUUUUACCUAAACUUGUUUUCAGCUUUAGAUUCAAGCUUGGUUUUCACUAUGGCCGUAAAAAUGCACAAGUGAAAGAAUACGAAUCGGAAAGGCCAUUGGUUGAUUAUUGGUCAUGCGCCCUUGAAUAAAUUCAAAUGUAUCUUGGUCUUGUAGCCUACCAAAGCAGAUGUAUUCCUAGUCGUCGCUUCUCUCCAACCUAAGCAGACGUUAUUUUUUGGGUGGAGAGAAGCAAUGACUGGAAAUACGUCUGUAUUCACAGGCUACUAACUGCGAUGCAAUUCAAUAAUAAUAUACCCUGCCCAGGAUACGACAGCACGUGAUAAAACCAUGAUGGAAAGUGCAGUGGCAUGAGACACGGAAAACACUGACAGUUUUCACUCUGGUGAAUGUUUACAACAACAAAAACGUGAAGCCUUCAGCUGAAGCCUUAAGCAAAGUUAAAGCUUGCCUUGUGCUUGCGUUGCAUUGCUAGUGAAAACCAUGCUGUAGAAAGGUUAACGGAGAUCUAGGGGUUUCAUUUUCCGACUUUCUUAUAAAGAACUUAACAUUUACAAGGACAUAAUUUCAUUAAUGUAUAAAUGUAGCACCGUUCAACCCUUUUUAGCCCAAACAGUUAUCAGUGGAGUCUGUUUAGAAUUUGUAGUAAUUAAAAUGAUAAUAAGAAACUGUAUGACUGAAUUAAAGCAUUGAACUGAUAAUGUCCUUACCCCAUAAACAUCUAUAAAAGACAUUGCUAACACUUUAAUUUUCUACAUUUUGACCCAUCCAGUCAAGCGAUCAUAGAACUACAUCAGCGUACGCAGUAUAACGUUUUGCUUUCAUUCUUUUCCAAACUGUUAAAGGUAAAUCUCAGGUUUGUGGAAAUUGAAUACUAAACUUUUAACAGUGUAAGCAAGAAAUAUUUAUUAUUAUAACUUAUAAAACUUAAAAGUGUGAAGGGUGAUGGGGGUGGGUAGAUUUUGUGCCCAACACUUAUCACAAAAAAGUGUUUUUACGUCUUUCACCAUGAUAUAUAUGUACAAUACAACUAAUAUUACAACUAACACUCGUUUUUUAAAAAGUAAAAAAAAAUAAAAAAUUGUGUUGUAAACUCUCUAGACUAUACAUGUAAUUCCACUUACAGCUUUAAACUAAAAUGAAUAAGGAAAAGCAAAUAAUUUGGGGUUAAAAAACCUUAAAGCAAAAUGAAUAAAGUAAAGCAAAUAUUUUUAGGUUGAACAGAAUAUUUAUGGCGUAAAAACGUGACGAUGAUGAUAAGGAAGUCGGUGAUUGACGGGGACAAUGGCGGUGAUGAUGAUGAUGAUGAUGAUGAUGGUGAUAGGAACCGUAAGCAAAGACGACGACGACGACAUCAGUGACUAAAAAAUUGAAUUUGCGUCCUUUUAAACUUUAUCGCGUCUAUUUGGAACCGCUCAAUUCGUCAAAUGUGGGCAACUUUUUCCUGGUGUAGAAUUCUUAAGGGCUUUAUCCAUGUUCAAAUAGGAAAGGGAAAAUUGUCGUCGUAUGUCCACACAAAGGUGAUGUUACCCGAGACGAUUCGCAACGACGAUUUUUAGCGCAACACAGAGUCACAACAUUGUUGUCGAAUGGUUACACCAUUGUUCCAACAUUGCAAGAUUUGCAACGCUGUCUUGCGCUAAAAAUCGUCGUUGUGAAUUGUCCCGUGUAACAUCACCUUAAAACGUCGCAUUGGGAGGUUUCACGUCGUAGUCGUGCAGUGGACGUCAAAGAAAUGUACUAAAAAGCGUGAUGCACGUGCAGAGUUGUUGUUUUGCUCAUAAAACCAAUUGUUUUAUGACGUUGUUGUUGUCGUGGUCGUCGCUGUUUAAGGUCCCUAAUGAAGAUGACCAUGACGACGACGGUGCUGAUGAUAAUGAUGAUGAUGUAGUAUGGCAAUAUUAAUGAAAGUAGUAUUAGAAUUAUAAGUAACAACAGACCAGACAUAAAACAUGCAUGUGAUUUCGGACCUGUUCCUAUUCUUUUCAGAACUUAUGCGAAACACAUCCAGUUGUCUUUCACGCGACGAAACCAAGGGAACAGGAAAAAUAUUCGAAAGGAGACGAGGUUAAAAACCAUCCAUCGGCUUACAAAGUGAGCUUAGAGAGCCGCUGGGUUUAUCCAGAUCGAAGAAACUUGAUUUCUUCGGCCGAGAAGUGUAUUAUCUCUGUCGAAGUCGAGGAUACAAGAAGCGGGGACAGGAAGGAUAGUAGUGAAAGAAAAUGCCACACUCUGAAUGUUAGCGGAAAUGAAACGACGCAAGAUUUAAACCUUGUUGAGAGUAUUUCAAAGAAAGUAAGUUUCGAGGACGAAGGUACCGUUACUAGUAAAACUAUCACGGAUGUAACGGAGAAAGAUUUAAGUGAUAAAAGUGAAAAGGAAAUGUUGGAGGAAGAUACAAAGAAUUCGACAAAACUUGAUGAUACUAGAAAGAGCAAUUUUCAACCGGACGUUGCUGGGAAAGCCCGCCCGAAGACAAGUCACGAGAGGUCGCGAAAAGAUGGCGAAGAAGCGACAAUGGACAUUCGGAAGCCGCGACGACCGCACACGGCUCCUGCUGCUCCUCCGUCGAGCCCCAGAGUUAACUUUGAUUCACGACUUAAUAAUUGCGUUCCCAUCAAAAUACCAACAUCGCAAGGGGAGGUGGAAAAUAGCAGCAGUUUUUUGUCAGUGGACAAUCAAGCAAGUGAAGAAAAAGACUCGUUUAUUGAGCUCAAUCAAAGCUCAAGUUCUGAAGAUGAAAGCGAAAAUGAUUACAGUAUAGGUGAGGAUUGCCCUACUUUUUCAAUACAAGUAUCACCGAGUUCUUGUGAAAAAGGUGCCUUCCAAGGCGACGGUGCCACACCAAAAAAACGGGUAACGUUUUGUAAAUCAGCGCCGAUCGUAAGAACUGUACCUCGCCUUGAAAAAGCUAAAGUCCCGCGGGCGAGGUCGUCGAGUUCAAAUAGACCCCCUCAGCCGAUUGUUAUUGUGGCAGAAUCAUCUCUGGAGUUAUCCAAACAUCUACCACCCGCCCAAGCACUUGUAGCUCUGAGGAAGAAAAUUCGCGACGAUUUAGCCCAUCAGAAUCAUGAAUUGCAAUUGGAUAUUCAACAGUUGUACUUGAGAAAACAUUUAGAGUAG